AUGAAUGGAGGACGGAUGGAAUGUAUCGAACGAUUUUACACAUACCCCCAGGAAAGUCCCUACAACAGAGCUGAGUUCCAAGUAAUAAGAGACAGCGGUGAUGGCGUGCUAAUAUUCUGGAGCUCUUGCCCAAGUCAGUAUGUCUGGGUGCUACGCUGUCAAUCUACAGACAACGCCCGCUGCGCCAUCUUAAAUGCUGACAUUGGACUACUUGUACCUACCAUCCCCGACGACCUUCCCUGGCCUCUGGUGCUCAACGAUCUUAGGGAGACGCAGGUAGAGAUGGACAACAAUGCCUUCAAGUGGUUUUAUACCUUUGGAGAGACAUCUCGGUGUAUUAAGUGUUGAGACUGGAGAAUCUAUACGAGCAGAUCUGUUAUGCAGUGUGUCUCAACAAGAACAAACUGAUUAACAAAACUGUUGUAACCUGUUUAAUCCUGUCCAAUGCCUCGUAUUAUUUGAUGAUUCCUGUUAUCUAUUACAGCGUUAUUUCAACCAUAUAAAGAACACAACGGAAAUCAAUUUAUACAUGUUAUUGAAAUUCACCCCGAUCUUGAUUUCCCUUGUAUUCAGUAAUUUAUGACUAGAAUCUGGGGGUUUGGUUUUGCCUGUAAAA
Mya arenaria is the source of this 616-nucleotide messenger RNA. RefSeq lists its product as uncharacterized. The transcript is spliced from 3 exons. The record is from RefSeq and is a predicted model, not a curated record. Lineage: Eukaryota; Metazoa; Mollusca; Bivalvia; Myida; Myidae. Bases 1 to 348 code for a protein of 115 amino acids.